AUGGGAAGCACAGUAAUCCUUGUCGUGUCAGCUUUUCUCCUGGUUGUCCUGCGGCAGGCUCCGGCGCCGCUGGUAGCCGGCGGCUCCACCCGACCUGAUGGGUUCAGGGGUUCUCUACUUCUGAAGGAGCUGGCACUUCCAAACGACGGCGGCCACCCUCUCCUCCGGCGGCGGCUGUCCGAGCCCACCGGCGUCCAUAUCAAGGGUAGUACUGGUCUUUACUACGUGAUGGAGCUCGCCGUCGGCACCCCGCCGGUCACCGUCCAGGCCAUGGUCGGCAGCAGCGACCUCUGCUGGGUGGAGUGCAGCCCAUGCAGCGGCUGCGGCAGCGGCAGCACGCCGCGGGCGGCGGGGGCGCGGCUAUACGACCGCGCGAAUUCGAGCAGCUUCUCCCCAGUGGCUUGCACGAGCAGGUCCUGCAAGAUUUUGCAGAAGGAGACCCGCACCAAUUGCACUGGCGACGCUGCGUGCGGAUACCGCUACGUGUAUGGGGCAACCGACACGGACAACAACUACGUCCAAGGGAUUCUUGGCACCGAGACCUUCACGUUCGGCAGCAGCAAGGAAGUUACCAUGCAGAACUUCGUUUUCGGCUGCACCAACACGAUCUACCGCAACGACUUGUUUAACGGGCACGUAACCCUAUCUUCUGCAUACAUAUCUCAAGUUUGUGCUAUUGGGCUUGGGAGAACCAAUCUGUCGCUGGUGGGCCAGCUCGGCUUGGAGCGAUUCUCCAACUGCCUCUCGUCGAAUCCCAAAGUUGCCAGCCCCAUCCUGUUCGGCUCCAGGGCUCAGAUGACCGGAGGUGGAAUCUCAUCCACCCCUCUCCUCUACCACUACAUGGAUUACAGCGUCAACCUGGUCGGCAUCUCCGUCGACGGAGCCCGCCUCCCCAUCCCCAACGACACGUUCGCGCUCGACCCCAAGACCGGCGCCGGCGGCUUCUCCUUCGAGACCGGCGCGGCGGCCACCCUGCUGGUCGACCCGGCCUACACCGCCGUCGUGGAGGCGUUCAGGGAGAGGAUUUCCAAGACGCACAGGGUCGUCAACGGGAGCAGCCUGCUGUGCUUCCUCGUCGACGGCGGCGCGAGCGGCGAUGUCGCCGUGCCGUCGAUGACGAUGCACUUCGACGGCAUGGACAUGGAGCUGCGGCAGAAGAACUACUUCGCCUCCGGCAAGCUGGAGAGCGGCGACGGCGCGAUGUGCCUGAUGAUCGGCAGGUCGAAGACCACCUCGAUCAUUGGCAGCGUCAUGCAGAUGGACUUCCACGUGCUGUACGAUCUCAAGAACUCCGUCCUGUCCGUGCAGCGCGCUGACUGCAGCAAAAUCUGAGACUGAUGCAUGGAUGGAGACAUGAUGGAGCGACUUGAUCUCUUUGCGUAUAUAUACAUACUUACU
This is a messenger RNA of Oryza brachyantha (malo sina), 1398 nucleotides long. RefSeq names its product aspartic proteinase nepenthesin-1-like. Lineage: Eukaryota; Viridiplantae; Streptophyta; Magnoliopsida; Poales; Poaceae. Gene Ontology annotation, cellular component: extracellular region. The record is from RefSeq and is a predicted model, not a curated record. The coding region runs from base 1 to 1332 and encodes 443 amino acids. The transcript has 2 exons.